Messenger RNA from Bacidia gigantensis, 855 nucleotides. RefSeq lists its product as uncharacterized. Bases 1 to 855 code for a protein of 284 amino acids. The record is from RefSeq and is a predicted model, not a curated record. The transcript has 3 exons. NCBI's taxonomy places the organism in Eukaryota, Fungi, Ascomycota, Lecanoromycetes, Lecanorales, Ramalinaceae.
AUGUCAUAUCCCUUGACUCAAUUGGGCAGUGGUGCGUUCAAUCACCCGCAGUCCUCCUCAGCGGAAGCAGAAUAUGAUCGCCUUCGUGAUCUUGCGCGUCAGGAGGCGGGCAAACGAUCUUCCUGUUUUGCCAAAUCCAAGCAAGCCUACGAGCGCGGUGAUGGCGGAGGCGCACACCAGCUUUCUGAGGAAGGCAAGCGUCAUGGCGCCAUGGUCGAUCAAUACAACAGGCAGGCUAGCGAGUUCAUUUUUCGUGAAAAUAACAGCAUGGAUCGCGUGGCAGGCGACACCAUUGAUUUGCAUGGACAAUUCGUCGAGGAGGCAGAGCAGAUACUAGAGCAACGAAUACGUUACGCGAAGUCUCAAGGACAGUCUCAUCUACAUGUUAUUGUUGGCAAGGGCAAUCAUUCUCCGGGGCAUGUGCAAAAGAUAAAACCACGAGUGGAGCAAAUAUGUAGGGAGGAAGGGCUACAAUUCGCGACAGAAGAAAAUGCCGGGAGAUUAUUUAUCAAUCUUCAGGGUGGAACGGCCAUUAUGCCUGAGGAUCUCAAGGCGCAUCAUGGCGGUGGAUAUCAUGCAGGAUACGGAGGUUCACAUCAAUAUUCACAGCAGCAGCAGCAUUAUCCGCAUCAACAACCUCAUAGCCAAGGGCCACAUUACGGUGGACAGCAGCAGCAGCAGCAGCAGCAGCAGCAGCAGUAUGGGCAGCAACAGCAGUAUGGGCAACAGCAGCAGUAUGGGCAACAGCAGCAGCAGCAACAAAACAAUCAAAACGCCGAGAUCGAAAAGCAAGUCAAGAAAUAUUUGCCAAAGAUCCUAAAGCAAAUAACGAGGAGCUGUUGCACGGUGAUGUGA